Messenger RNA from Dendrobium catenatum, 2125 nucleotides. Its product is annotated as BTB/POZ domain-containing protein At5g48800. The transcript has 4 exons. The record is from RefSeq and is a predicted model, not a curated record. Lineage: Eukaryota; Viridiplantae; Streptophyta; Magnoliopsida; Asparagales; Orchidaceae. Gene Ontology annotation, molecular function: protein binding. Bases 1 to 1920 code for a protein of 639 amino acids.
AUGGGCUCACUAGCGAGCGGUGGUGCCGGCGGAAGAAGCACCGGAGACGGGAUCGGCCUGGAGCUCCUUCCGGGAUCGGGAGGUGCAGGUCACGGGAAGGAUGCGGGAAGGACUGGAUCGUUAUAUAUUAAUUUUAUUGAUUUUUUUACAUUGCUGACGUCCAGAGCUUCUCACAGGAUAUUCUUGGAUGUUCCCAGCGACAUCACAAUUGAUGUGAAUGGGGCAUGCUUCUCAUUACACAAGUUUCCUCUUGUUUCUCAAAGUGGCCAAAUCCGAAAGUUGAUGGCAGAACACAAGGAUGUGGAUAUCUCAAGGGUGGGUUUGCUUAAUUUGCCAGGCGGUUCUGAUGCAUUUGAACUUGUUGCUAAAUUUUGCUAUGGUGUGCACUUUGAGAUCACACCUGAAAAUGUUGCUCAACUAUUGUGUGUGUCUGAGUACCUUGAGAUGACUGAUCAAUAUGCUGCUGAAAAUCUGGCUUCCCGCUCAGAAGCUUACCUUGAUGGUGUUGUCUGCAAAAACCUUGAAAUGUGUGUUAAAGUUUUGCAGCAAUGCGAGAGCUUGCUUCCUCUUGCUGAUAAACUGAAGAUUGUUAGCAGGUGUGUUGAGGCAAUUGCUUCAAAGGCAUGUGCCGACCAGAUAGCCUCAAGUUUUACACGCUUAGAAUAUAGUACUUCAGGUAGGCUACACGUGAACAAACAUGCAAAGAGCAAUGGAGACUGGUGGAUUGAAAAUCUCUCUAUUCUUCGCGUUGAUUUGUAUCAGAGGGUCAUAGAAGCUAUGAAAUGUCGAGGAGUCCGACCGGAGAGUAUUGGGUCAUCACUUGUCCAUUUUGCAGAGAACAAUUUCAAAAAGGUACCAAGUAUAUGGAACAUAGCCAGUCAUCCAAGACUUGAGUUGGUUAAUGGAUCUCUUACCUGUGAAAGAAGGUUGGUGGUUGAAUGCAUUGCUAGCCUUUUGCCUGUCGAAAAACAUUCUGUUCCAAUUGGUUUUCUUUUUGGACUCUUAAGGUCAGCAAUGAUGCUUGACUGUAUGAUGUCCUGUAGGCUAAAUCUUGAGAGAAGAAUUGGAUCCCAGCUGGAGUUGGCAGCCCUUGAUGAUAUAUUGAUACCUUCUUGUCAAAAUGCUGGAGACACAUUAUUUGAUAUUGAAACUAUUUAUAGGAUUCUUGUGAUUUUCUCACAGCAGGAAGGUAGUGAUGAUGAUGGAUCUAGUUAUGAUUCUGAAUGUCUUAACACUCCCUCUCAAACUGCGAUGGUCAAAGUUGCGAAAUUGCUGGACAAUUAUCUUGCUGAGAUUGCUCCAGAUUCAAACCUCAAGCUUGCCAAAUUUAUUGCUAUUGCAGGCACCUUACCAGGAUAUGCUAGGACAACCGAUGAUGGUCUUUAUCGUGCAAUUGACAUCUAUUUAAAAGUUCAUAAAGAACUGUCGGAUUUGGAAAGGAGAAGACUUUGCAAAAUAGUUGAUUUCCAGAAGCUCUCCGAGGAAGCUAGUUCUCAUGCUUCUCAGAAUGAACGCCUCCCUCUUCAGGCAACAGUGCAGCUGCUCUACAUAGAACAGAUGAGACUCGGAAACGCUCUAGGUUGCUCUCACCUUGAUGACAAGCAGAAGUUAUCCCAUCAGUCCCAGCGAGUAGGAAGCUGCAUGGUUAGUGGAGUCACUUCUCCUCGAGAUAACUAUAUAUCUCUCAGAAGAGAGAACCGAGAGCUAAAGCUUGAGCUUGCACGGAUGCGAGUCCGGCUUAAUGAUCUUGAGAGAGGUCAUUCCUGCAUGAAACAAGGCCUCAAGAAUUCCAGCUCUCAGAAAUUGUUGAAUUCUAUUGCAAGAAAGAUAGAAAAUCUUAGCUUAUUUGGGCGCAGUCCUUUCAGAGGAGAUAAUUCACCAUCUAAAAAUUCUCAGAAAUCAGACACCAGUCUCACUUGAAGAACAUGAAACUUUAUUCAUUCAUUCUUCUUCAAUCCUGUAAGAUUUUUUUCUCAGUGAGAGUAGGAUCAAAUGCUAGUGUUGUACUGUUGUUAUAUAUAAGAUUGUGUUUUGGUGAUUAUUAUUUUCGUAAUUGUUUGAAUGAGAACUGAAAACUGGUACUUCCAAUCUAAUAAGAAAUGAUGUGUCCGAGUAAAAUGUUGCA